Messenger RNA from Metarhizium robertsii ARSEF 23, 834 nucleotides. Its product is annotated as glycoside hydrolase family 81 protein. The record is from RefSeq and is a predicted model, not a curated record. The transcript is spliced from 2 exons. Bases 1 to 834 code for a protein of 277 amino acids. NCBI's taxonomy places the organism in Eukaryota, Fungi, Ascomycota, Sordariomycetes, Hypocreales, Clavicipitaceae.
AUGAGCGAGCAAGCGCAGGUCUUGCCUUACCCACGCUAUUGCUUUCACCUGUCGCCGACUGCUAAUAAUUGGUGUUUGCUUCGCGUGUCCGACAUUCACGCCCUCAAGCAGCACGCAGGCUUUGAAGGAGAAAACUUUUUCUUCUACAGAAAUUUGCCCAUCAAAUGGGUCCGAGUUGUCGGACCAGUUGUGGCAAUAGAUGAGUUCCAUGGCCGACGCGUCUACACCAUCGAUGACAGCAGUGGAAAAUGCAUUGAAGCGUUGAUCAAUAUGCAACCACCCACUCCGGUCAACAAUGUAGCAGAAUUACAAUACCAACCUGGAACGGCUGCUGGUGAUGCAGCAAACCCCGGUGCUCUCCAUAUCUUGGAUCCGCCUGGGCCAUAUGGCAACGUAGACGUUGGCGAUGUAGUCGAUGUCAAGGGCGCCUUGUCUACGUUCAGGGACGAGAAGCAGAUAAAGAUCGAGAAGCUGCUCAUAGUGAAAAGUACAGCUCAAGAGGUUAAAAUGUGGGGAAGGAGAUCGAAGUUUCGCCAUGAAGUCCUUGAUAAUCCUUGGAUCCUGUCCGAUAAAGAGAUUCGUCGUUGCCGCAAAGAAGCCGAAGCUUCACAAGCAGGUUCAGAAAGAAAGAAGAAACGUCUUGCAGCCAAUUCAGAGGCCAGCACGAGUACAAGGCAAAUAAAGGCAAAGACGCUAGCCCCAGGUUUAAGCCACGAGUCCGUCAAACCAAAGGCGAAAGAGAAGACAAAUCUGAAACUUGAUACUGCAGCAAGAGUAAAGGCCUUGAUACGCCAGGGCUCAGCCAAAGGAAAGUACAGCGCUUUGGGUUUAUGA